This is a messenger RNA of Cornus florida, 1504 nucleotides long. RefSeq lists its product as uncharacterized. The coding region runs from base 118 to 1038 and encodes 306 amino acids. NCBI's taxonomy places the organism in Eukaryota, Viridiplantae, Streptophyta, Magnoliopsida, Cornales, Cornaceae. The transcript is spliced from 5 exons. The record is from RefSeq and is a predicted model, not a curated record.
CCCCCCCCCCCCCCCCCCCCAUACACACACGCACACAGUGGAAGAGAGAAGCAGAAAUCUUCACUCGUAAAGACCUACUUUCUCUCUCAUACUCCGUCUCAAUCCCAGCCGGAGACAAUGACCUCACAAAUUCACUACCCAGUCGACGACAAGGACCUCGACGACGCCGCGCUCUGGGCCGUCAUCGACUCCGCCGCCGCAGCCUCUCUCUCCUCCACCUCCAAAUCUCGCAAACCCCUCGCACUCAAAUACACAAGCCCAGUCUCCAACCCCAACCCCUCACCUCCUACAAAGUUCCCCAAAAACCCUAGGAACCACCAUCAUCACCACUCGGCCGACAACAGUAUCAGAGUUUCAAUCGAAGGCGAGGUUUUACAAGAGCCUAGGGCUCACCACCGCCCGCAGAAGAUCGCCAGAUCUUGUGUUUCCGAGCUCAGCGAGACGAGUCCUCUGGCUGUCAUCAGGCACGUGCAGCGCACGCCUACUACGCCGUUGUAUUCAUCGCCGGACAGUAGGAGGUUUUCGUCGCCGGACGUCGGGAGGUUUGCUGUGAAUGAGUAUAAUCCUGGUUUUGAGGGUUCGCCAAUCAAUUGCAGGCAGAGUGAUGGGAGACCGAACAUGACUCAUAGCUUGGCCGGUCAAUUUCCUUCUGUUUCUUUGUUCAAAGAGUACCAGAAUGCAGCUAUGGCGAUUCUGGAGAAGACUGACUACACUUUGAUUUCCGGAAGCCCUUACAUUAAAAAAUCCGGUUGGAGGAAGAUAUCAUUUUACUUCAAUCUCUCUUAUGAAAUUAAAGACAAGACCAUUGAAUUUGAUGAGAAUCGUAACGUUCAGCGUGCAGAAUUUGUGGUGCGGGCACACAUGCAAGGUGGUAGGUUUUCAGAUGGAUGGGGCUCAUGUGAACGACGUGAAAAGAGAUUUUUGAAACCAAAUAAUGAUAUUCCCAGCACAGCAGAAACCAGGGCCAAAAAUAAAGCAUGCCAGGACCUGCUAGGAAUUGGAGAAUAUCGACCUGGAGCAACCAAUGCUCAGCGAUAGAUAUAAUCAAUUUAUAUUUUUCUUGUACUCAAUUACAGAUCCAGUUCAAGUAGUUUCUCCGAGAAGAAAACUAGGAUGAACGGUCAUAUCGUGUACGGUUGUACUAAUGAAAGGUUGAUGAGUGUGGAACACAGUUUUCCCACCUUAAGCUUCAGUUGUUAAUGAGAAAAGGACCCUUAUCUUCUAAAGUUUCUGCAAGUGAUAUAUGGGGAGUAAAAACUUAUUACUGCGUCAAUUAGUGUUGUAAAUGAUUUGAAUUUUGAGCUGUUGUUCGUUGAACAGGUCGGACCAAGUUUAGUCUUGAGUUCAUUAAACAAAUUGAGUUCCAACGUAAACCAAGAGCCCUUUUAUCAACUGAGCUUAGCUUGAAUAAUGGUAGGCUUAGCUUACUUUGAUUUGUGAACACAUGUUUAAUAAUUUUUGUAGUUUUAUACAGUAAAAGGUUAGAAUACAAUCUAACAAUGCU